GUGCUCCGAUGGAUCUGGAGAUCGAUGACCUAGAGGAGUCUGCAUUUACACUCAAUAAGUCUUGGGCCGAAUGGCUGGAUGUGUUAACAUCGCUGGUGAAGGACUGUUUGCUACCGCUGUUCCUGUUGCACUGCAAGCGUGGACAGGCAAGAUUGCCAGUGGCCUCCAUUGCCGCCAGCCUGGAUGCUGCCGGGGGCAAACCCUUAGUUGGCUCCGCGGCCUUGGCGGCUGCGCAGCUCUUGGCGGAAGCCACUCCAGAAUGGCUUGAACUGGAGAAUCAGCCAGCAGCCGCCUUGAUUUUGCUGCGUCCAGAUGGUAAUGCUGGUAAGAGCCAUCGUCCAGCCACGUGCGCUGGGGUUGUUGCGAAGGGCUAUUCAUUGGCGUUGCCGCAGGAAGGUGGCCCUGCAGGCGGCAAAGAUGCUCCAUCGAAGCGGUGGAAAGCAGCACAGCAAAGCUUCUACGCAGAUGCUCGCUCCUUGGAGAGAGACCUCUCCUCGAUUCAAGCCUGCAUUCUUGGGCGACUGCAAGAGAUUGCCGAAGAGAGAAGCAAACAAGGGGAGGAGCCAAGACCUGUGAAUGGCAGCCGUGCUGCCAGCCCUGGUGCCCAAUCGCAGAAAGAAAAGGAAGGAGCUGGGCAAGGAGCAGAUGAAAGCGUUCUGGGAUUUGUGAGCGCACUUGAGAAGCAUCCAGACUAUCGGGAGCAGGUGUGUCACGUGAAGCACUACCCACCCCGGCCUGCCAAGUAUGCCAGCUUCGAGACUCUGGUGAAUGAGAGGGGCGCCCCGCUCCUUUCUUCAGAAGCCCGACGGGCGCUGAAACAGAUGAACAUCGACGAACUUUUCGAGCACCAGCAUACUGCUCUGACCCUUGGCAAUGGAAGAGUAAUGGAGGUUUCCGAGCAAUUGGGGUACUUCCAAACCAUCCAAAAUUCGACCAUUUUAGUAUUGAAAGCCAUGAUUUUUUGGAGAUCCACCAUUUUAAGAAACCCCCAUUUGGAAGUCAAUCUCAAAGGUCAUGAGCAGAGCACCAUCGCAAAUUGGCAAUGGAGAAACUACCCCGGCACGAUGCUGGCAGAAUCACAGCUGGGUUUCCAGGAUCAUCCAAACUCGAUGAAAUGCUCCUGA
Molecule: messenger RNA, 1124 nt
Organism: Cladocopium goreaui
Lineage: Eukaryota; Dinophyceae; Suessiales; Symbiodiniaceae
Source: the annotation of a GenBank genome assembly